Messenger RNA from Nezara viridula (southern green stink bug), 850 nucleotides. Lineage: Eukaryota; Metazoa; Arthropoda; Insecta; Hemiptera; Pentatomidae. The record is from the annotation of a GenBank genome assembly.
CAGGUACAAGGUAGAGGGCAGUGCAGGCACCUUUACGAAGUACUUGAUGUACAGCUACGAAGGUAUGGCUCUGUUCUUCAACGCCUCCUCGAUCCUCAAAAACGCUCUGGAAAACCCUGAUUUGACGGUACCCUACCCGACUUGGGAGGCUUAUGAGAUCAACACUCAAGGGAGACGCACCCUCCACUUCUUCACCUUCUUCGGCGCCAUAGCGGUCUGUUGGCUGGUCACUGCAUCCGUGGACACGAUGGUACUUCAUUUGUCUAAUCAGCUGUGCCACAAGCUGGCCAUCCUUAACAACACCUUGCAGGUCUUCGGCAUCGAGGAUGGUCAAAGGGAGGAUUUGCUGAAGAAGAAGGAGGUACUACCCAUGCAGGAUUACAAGGACGUAACAAUCCUAAGGAAGUCGUUGGAAGAACAUUUCCAUCUCAUGAGAUUGACGAAAUCCUUGUCGCAGUUCCUGAAUGAGGUCUUCAUCUACCAAGGAGUGAAUUCCAUGGCGGUGCUGUUGGUCUGCCUCUACAUCUUCUCCAAUAGCAACGACUUGAUCAACGACACAGUGGCGUUCUCUGGGGCACUGGUGGUGGUGUUCCUUCAAGUGCUCACUUCCUGCUGGUCUGGUGAGCUCAUCAAAAUCAGGUGCGAACAGAUCCACUUCUCACUCUACAAUAACCAGUGGUACAAUGCCGACCCUAAGCUAAGGAGUUCGUUAUUAAUAAUGGCCACUUACACGGCGAAACCUAUUACUCUACGGGGGGCUUAUGUGUUCGAGCUAUCACUCCAGACUUAUGAGACCUUUAUCAGACAGGCUUUCUCCUUCUUCACUGUGAUGUACCAGUUUUUGAAUUAA